This is a messenger RNA of Fonsecaea erecta, 552 nucleotides long. RefSeq lists its product as hypothetical. Gene Ontology annotation, biological process: endoplasmic reticulum to Golgi vesicle-mediated transport. The record is from RefSeq and is a predicted model, not a curated record. The coding region runs from base 1 to 552 and encodes 183 amino acids. The transcript has 2 exons. Lineage: Eukaryota; Fungi; Ascomycota; Eurotiomycetes; Chaetothyriales; Herpotrichiellaceae.
AUGUCAACGAACCGCUACUCGUCUCUGAACCGGCGCACCGCCCCAGCAUCUUCCACCCUCUUCCAAGACUACCCCGGCUCGCGCCCAUCCUCCUCAUCUUCCGGGCAGAGACCCAGCAGCUAUGCCUAUCCCACAUCACAACCCGCAAGUUCCUCGUCUCCCUACCUGACACCCUACUCCUCCACAAACGGCCACAGCACGCCUCAACGGCCCUCGUCGGGGUUCCGUCCCGCGACGCCCAACUCCAAGGGUCAAUAUUCUGCCGCUGUCCUUGAGGAACUCGAGUCUCAAAAUGAAAUCACACAGACCACCCUCCUGAGUCAAAAAGUCUCCCAGCUCAAGUCACUCACGGUCGCCAUCGGUGAUGAAAUCCGCGACUCCUCCCAGCUCGCGCAGACCAUCAAUGAUUCAUUUGAGAACACGGGCGUGAGGCUCCGGGGCACGAUGAGGAGGAUGUUACGCAUGGCCGAGCGGACAGGGGUGGGCUGGAGAGUGUGGCUGAUAUUUUUCAUCGCCGUCUGGGCUUUGUUUGCCUACGUGUGGCUGUUCUGA